GGAGGUGCAGGUGAGACGGAGGUGCAGACACGUCAACAGCAUCCAAGACAGCUGCACCUGAUCUUCACCAAACUCUUUCUGGCCCCGUUCAUGUUGGACCUGAAACUUGAGCUACUGUCCUGGGAGGAAAGGGUGAAAUCUCUACGAGGUCUGAGGUCUUUGCCCCUACGAACCCCUACAUGAGUGGGACUGAAGAUCCUUGAUGGAGUUGGGGUUAAAACAUCUCAUGCCUUCUUGAACAAAUUAAAGCGUUCCCUAACCAACCCUCUCUAUCACAUUGCUCUGACUCGGACACUCCACGGUUCACCCCUCCUAAGGUCAGGGCUAUGUCUCCCCAUCUGAGGAAGUAAAGGGCAGAGCAGGUGAGGAAACAGCAGAGAUCCUGGGAAAGCAGCUGAGGGCAGGGGGCAGGAGCCACCAAGGAGGAGAGGCCUCAGCUUAGGAGGGUCCACCUGCAGUGUAGCUGCCUUUGCUCUGCCAGCCAGAGAGAAAUAGCUUUGCCCACCCCCCCACCCCCGCCCCGGCCCACAUAAGAAACUUUACAUAUUGCUAAGAUGCCUGGUCAAUGAAGCAGUUCCAGAGACUUUAUGUCCCCCGGCAGAAAUAUGAGUAGAGAUUACCCUGUGGGCAGGAGUCCCAUUUUAAAAUAUGCUGUCCCAUUGUCCCCCAGAGCCUACUUUAACUUGUCAGACCAUGUGUCCUGCUUCGUAUGCAAGAUGCAUUCACUGCGCCCAUAGGUGGCUAGGCAAAUGCCCAAUUGCUCCCUGAAGUAGCUUCGUUAGGCAGCCUUGACAGCCACCCCAGCCCUCCCUCCUCACACUGCAACACGCAGGCCUGGAGAUAGCGAUACCCGUGCCCAGACACCGCCUAGCCCUAACACAGAUAUCACAGAUAUGUGCACACUGAUACACAGCAUGCACACACACACACGCAGAUAGGUAGGUAUGCUUUCCCGCCCAGUCCAACACACACAGAAGCCAAGCCCACAUGCGUACCCCUCAGGUGACCGAAUCCCAUCAAAGCACACGAACAACUCUCCACAGCACUUGGCUUCGGGACUGUCUUCCUUGGCUCAAGUUCAAGGGGAUAGAGGACCCGUGAGCGACCUCAGCUGCCCUUUCACUCCCACUUCCCAGCACCUCUCUUAUCUCUGCCUCACAAACCACCCCUGACCCCUUCUUCCUUCCUUGUGCUUGAAGAAUCUCCCCUUGCUGGAAAGCCCCCUGGUUUCUCAGCCUCCCUUUCACUUCAGGAACAUGCCCACUUUGUGGUCCCCACCUUUUUCCUUUCCCGCCUGCAGCCCAGACCCGUCAGUCCACCCAAAAAACAGGAAGCCUGGGGGCCAGUGCCCCAUGCAGACCUGAGGCUUGGGCAGGCAGUGGGUGGAGGCGGGUGAAGACUUCCUGAAUGCCCCCCUUGGCCCUGCCCGGAAGCUGAUGGCCCUCAUUAGUCCUGGGCACUUAUCUUGGAAACACAGGCACUGACAGAGCCAGAGCCAGAGCGGGAGCGGUCCCAGCCCUUCUCUCUGCCCGCCCUGAGCCCAGCGGUGCCAUGGGGAACUGCCUGCACCGGGUGGAACCUGCCCGCUCAUCUGAGGAGAACUUUACCCAGCUGACAUUUGAGGACGAAUUUUGGAAUUAUUCUGACUAUGGGAACGACUCCCUCAAAGCCCUUGACUAUGACAGCAACUUGGAAGCAGCUGCCCCCUGCCACUCCUGCAACCUGCUGGACGACUCCUCGCUGCCCUUCUUCGUCCUGGCCAGCGUCCUGGGCAUCCUAGCCAGCGGGGCUGUGCUCUUCGCGCUCCUCAGGCCUCUCUUCCACUGGCAGCUCUGCCCUGGCCGGCCCAUCCUGGCGCAGUUGGCUGUGGGCAGUGCCCUCUUCAGCAUGGUGGUGCCCAUCCUGGGGCCAGGGCUAAGCAGCAGCCCCAGCACCGCCCUGUGCAGACUGGGCUACUGCGUCUGGUACGGCUCCGCCUUUGCGCAGGCUCUGCUGAUAGCGUGCCGUGCCUGCCUGGGCCCCAGACUGGGCGCAGGCCAGGUCCCAGGCCUCAUGCUGGGGCUCCCUGUGGGACUUUGGGGAGUGGCUGCCCUAUUGGCAUUGCCCAUCACCCUGGCCGGCGGCUCUUCCCAAGGACUGUGCACCCUGAUAUCCAGCAAGGACCUGAAGAUCUUGCAAUUGAUACACACCAUUAGCUGUCUUGUCGUCUUCGUCUUGUUGCCACUGGGUCUGUUGGGCGCCAAGGGGCUGAUGAAGGCACUGGGCAGGGGGCCAGGCCCCUGGAUUGAUGUCCUCUGGGCCUGGUUCAUUUUCUGGUGGCCUCAUGGGGUGCUUCUGGGACUGGACUCCCUAGUGAGGUUCAGGUUAUUGCUGCUGCCAACAUGUCUGGCCCAGCAAGUUCUGGAUCUGCUGCUGAACCUGACAGAAGCCCUGGCCAUAUUGCACUGUGUGGCUGCACCCCUGCUCCUGGCCCUGUUCUGCUACCUGGCCACCCGCACUUCCUUGCCUUCCCUGCCCCUCCCUGCAAGAUGGUCUCAUCUGGACACCCUUGGAGACAAAUCCAAGCUUUCUUCCCACCUGUCAACCUGAAUUAAAGUCUACAUUACUUUCACGAA
Molecule: messenger RNA, 2615 nt
Organism: Microcebus murinus (gray mouse lemur)
Lineage: Eukaryota; Metazoa; Chordata; Mammalia; Primates; Cheirogaleidae
Gene: ACKR1
Product: atypical chemokine receptor 1 (Duffy blood group)
Biological process (GO): regulation of chemokine production; chemokine-mediated signaling pathway; inflammatory response
Cellular component (GO): membrane
Molecular function (GO): C-C chemokine binding
Source: RefSeq, a predicted model, not a curated record